CUUCGACUCUGCCCAUGGAACAUAAUGGACCAGCGACUUGGCCUCCAUGGCAUUGGCCAUGGAACAGCGGUGGGCGAGGCUUCUACGUGCGCCUUCGAGCUGUCGGCGCUCAGCCAACGAGGCGGCGGAAGCUGCACAUCGCCCGAGGCUUGUGAUGGCUCCGCGAACCAAGCGAGCGAAAGGUGGCGAUGCCCGGGUCUCACGGCAGAUGCCAUGGAUCUUCCGGAACGAAGUCGUGAACGUGCCUGAGCUCAUCCAGCACGGGAAGACCUCCUUGUUGGUGGAUGUGGAGAACAGUGAAGGCCGAGAAUUAGGUGUUGCCAUGUGCACCCUGGCACGAUCUGGUGGAAUCAAUAUCCUCGGCCGGAUGCUCACGGACAAUGUGGCCGUGCACAUCGACCGGAGUUUCUUGCAGGGUCGCCUACAACGGGCCUUGGAGCACCGACGGCGAUGCUUUGGCGAUGCGACGUCCUAUCGCCUCGUGAACGCAGAGGGCGAUCUUCUGCCUGGCGUGCUGUGCGAUCGCUACGGCGACACGUUGUGUCUCCAGUUUACCGCUUUGGCCGCGGAAGAGCUGCUUCGUGAGGAGCUUUUGGCUGCUUUGGAGGAUCUUCUGUCGCCCAAGGCAAUCAUUCUGCGCUACGAUGUCCGAGAGGAUCGGCAGCUGGAGCAAGCUCAUGUGCGACCUCCCGAACUGGCACGCGGUGCUUCGCCAGGACUUUUGGAAGUCGAGACAGCUUCAGGGUUUGUGUUUACUGCAGAUCCACUGGAAGAGGGCUGGACGUCCGGAGCGUUCUUUGCGGAGCGUUCUUUGCGGAAGCUCCUCGCAGAAGCCUUGAGAAGUUCUCCAGAAGGACAAUCUUCAGCCGUUGGGGAGCGCAAAGGCAAAGCAAAAGGCCAGCCGCCAGUUCCACAGGUGUUGAGCCUCUUCGGCGAGAGCUCGGGGAUUUUCGCUGCUUGGAAGGGGGCCAAAGUGACUUGCGCUCUUCACAAGGGCGAAGGAGAGAAAGUGGCUCGAGCUGCCCGAGAGCUUUUAGCACGGAGGAACGGAUGUGAAGAGCACGUCACCUACUUCAGCCUGGGCACUGAGCCCCGCCUAGAUGAGCUGGGGACGUGCAGAGGGACAUUCGAUGUGGUGCUUUUGGAACCCCCUGCCCUGGCUCCGAGCUAUGGCAAAUUGGAGGAAGGAGAGAGGCUGUAUACAGCUUGGAUCGCUUUGGCCGCUGCAGCUUGUGUCCCCAAAGGAAGCUACCUUUCACAUGGCGGAAGGGCUUCUCCUGGUGGCGUGCCGCAGCCGAACCAUGUCCGUCGUCAGGUUGAUGCGAUGUAUCAACAUGGGCGUGUGGUCCGCUGGCCUCCGAGCACGCGUGGUGCACCGCUCAGCACAUGCUGGGCUUGACAGCCCCAUCCACUUUGCUUUGCAAGACACCAACCAGUUUCAGUUGGUGGCUCUUCGACUUGCAGCCUUAUGACUCAUAUCAUAACUGUAAAUAGCACUGUAGUACAUAGUUACGAAGCUUUCGCGCAAGCAGGUUGUCAAAGACGUGUGAUUUGGCUUUGUGAAGGAGUGGCAUAGCAAUAUAAAGGUGCUGCCAAUGUGUCUCCCAUCAUUUUCUUGAGCAGAACCUUGGAGCGCUUGGAGGCUUUUUUGCUGUGUCGUGCUUGGCACGGCUCAACAUGUUUUGUGUUUCAUUUUUUGUUGACCAGAUGUUUCCCAAUCACGGCUUAAGACUCAUGAUUGCACAAUACCAGGCAUAUGUUUGCAACAUGACUGCUGUAGGAUCCUUAGGGUUUGUGUUGCGAGCUGUCCUACAAUUUCACCGAAUGAGAAGGGUGACAGUAGCGCAUGACAUCGCUGGGGCCAUGCGCCUGGUCUGCGCAUGUUUCGCCCGCAGCGCUGGGAGGGCAAGGACAAGGAAGACGGCGCAAAGCUCAUAGCAAAGAAGUGAGAAUGUGUCGUCCGUGUUACGCAGCAAAAAAGAACAGUUUGAGCCCACCUGGAGGAAGUUGCAAUUGAGACUGAAUAGGCUCGGAGGUCUAAGGGUGAAUAUCAACAUAGAUUCAUCGCAGGAGUUCUUUUAAUGAUGCCAAGCCGUCCGAGGUGCUACCCUCGGCCUUUUGAGAAGAAGAAGG
This is a messenger RNA of Durusdinium trenchii, 2133 nucleotides long. The record is from the annotation of a GenBank genome assembly. NCBI's taxonomy places the organism in Eukaryota, Dinophyceae, Suessiales, Symbiodiniaceae.